AUGAUCAACCAGCAACUACUACCCAUGUCUGGAAACAUUCCAAAGCAUCUUCAAGCGGUAAGAACUGCGGUGAAGCUAUUCGAUGAUUUCUGCCACAAAAGAUGGGAUGAACUCAAAGCGGAAGCAACGAAAGAAGGGAUGGUGUUGACUUCUUUUCUAGAGCUCGUUACCGAUUCUAGAGGCGACCCAGUUUGCAUCGAAAGAAUAAACCAUGAGUGGCGAAAAACCAACUUGAAGAAAGUCUCCUGGAAGUCUGGUCAAUACGAUUUUCUGCUGCCAGCAAAACACAUUCAAAAAUAUGGAAGGCUUUUAUUCUGA
Oikopleura dioica is the source of this 318-nucleotide messenger RNA. NCBI's taxonomy places the organism in Eukaryota, Metazoa, Chordata, Appendicularia, Copelata, Oikopleuridae. The record is from the annotation of a GenBank genome assembly.